AUGAACGGGAAAGCUUCCGUUUCUAAGGAGCUUCAUGCCAAACACACCAAGAUCUUAGAAGGACUUCUUAAGCUACCUAACAACAAGGAAUGUGCAGACUGUUGGACCAAGGCACCGCGAUGGGCUAGUGUGAACUUAGGAAUUUUCAUUUGCAUGCAGUGUUCAGGGAUUCAUCGGAGUCUUGGAGUGCAUAUAUCGAAGGUGAGGUCCACAACUUUGGAUACAUGGCUACCAGAUCAAGUUUCUUUCAUGCAAUUUAUGGGUAAUGUGAAGUCAAAUAAGCAUUGGGAGGCUAAACUACCACCGGAUUUUGACAGAAAUGGAUAUGGAGUCGAGAAAUUUAUCCGUGCCAAGUAUGUGGAGAAAAGAUGGGCUUUGCAAGGCAAACUACAAUCAGCUCUGAAGUCGACUGAAAUCUUCUUUGAGAUCAAAGAGUUACCAGUUGCGGCGGCCAAGAAUGGUAUUCAGAAAAACAGGAGAUUGUCUCUUGAGGAAAGCAUUCUAGUGAAUCACAUGGCACAGAUUCGGCCUCCAAUAGCGAAAUCUCACGAGGGCCCCUUACAUUUACCGAUGAUGAUUUCACCACCACUAUUAAAGAGGCCAUCGGCAUCACUUGAUUUUGAUAACGUCAUUGGAAAUAACAACAGUACCAUCGAUCUUUUUAACUUGCUUUCCAUCCACGACGAUAAGCAUAAUACCUCAACUACACCUCCUAGCUGGACAACAUUUGAUUGUAAGAUUACAUUACUUGUAUCACAAGUUAAAAAGAAUUUUGCCUAGACAAAUUUAAUGCUGUUAUAGCUUAUCUUGCAUUCACAUGGCUUGUUUAUGCUUACAGGAGAAGGCGUGUGAAUUGUGUUUGUUCAUAGAUUGUUGAGCUAGAUUUUCGGAUAGAUGUCACAAGAUUACGAUUGCAGAAGUUCUUGCCAUGUUGCACAAACAUCGAUCUGUACUGAUCUGGUGAGUACUUGUCUCAUUUCAAUUUAAUAAUGCUAAUUUGAUGUUUAUCUUUAUCUCAACAGU
This is a messenger RNA of Lathyrus oleraceus (garden pea), 1023 nucleotides long. RefSeq names its product probable ADP-ribosylation factor GTPase-activating protein AGD15. The transcript has 7 exons. Lineage: Eukaryota; Viridiplantae; Streptophyta; Magnoliopsida; Fabales; Fabaceae. The record is from RefSeq and is a predicted model, not a curated record. Gene Ontology annotation, molecular function: GTPase activator activity. The coding region runs from base 1 to 780 and encodes 259 amino acids.